UAUAACUCCCACUGAUGCGAUCAGGUUUUAAGAUUAUUAUAAUACCUGGUUUUGAAAUGCCCCAAAGUUUGUUUUCAGAGAGUAAAUUAAAAACCCAGCUUCUUGCCGCAGAGAGCAUACCAUUUAAUUAUCUGAUGAGAUGGUGUAGAUGAGUUAUUGUCACCCAGUGGGUUUUGAGUUUGACCCCCUAGACUAGGUCACAAGGCAUUGCAAUUUUAUCACUAUCUAAGGCGAAGAACUUCACUUCCCAUUCUCCACACACCUUUAUAGGUUGUUUUUUCAUGUCAACCUCUUGAAACCCACACUAUAGACAUGUUAUCAUUGGUAGUUUUUGUUAUAGUAAAUUUAAAGGGGCUGCAAAGAUUUUUUUACUUUGAAGAAGGGAUUGCCAACCUGAAAGGAUGAAAAUCACUGGAUUAGGGGAUUUGCAUUGAGAGAGACCCAUUCAGAACCCACUGAAUAAUGGAAAAACUUCAUGAGUAAGUUUUGAUUCAGACUGUAAAUAUGUGAACCUUAAGAACAAGAUAGACCUCUUUGUCUUAAUCAUAUUCAUUUCCCUCUGCAUCAGAGGGCUGUUCAUUUCAAUAUGAAUUUUCUUUGGUUUGUAGACAGACUUGGAAGAAGAAAGACUAAAGCAAAAAAUAGCUGGAAGGAGAACAGAAGAAAAAUUACGCAUCUACUGUCUAAGAAUAUUUGUAAAUAUCAUUGUUCUUGCAGUUUUGUCAGGAUUCUUUUACUCUAUCUACUGUGCAACCAAGUACUCACAAGAAAAUAUUUGCACUGACAGUAACACAUGUGAUGGUAAUCUCUUGGUGCAAUACUUGCCUUCUAUCGUGAUCACCCUGGUCAACUUUAUUGCUCCUCUGUUUUUUUCAAAUCUAAUCAGAUUUGAAGAGUAUUCACCAGCCUUUGAGAUCAGAUUUACACUGAUGCGGUGUGUCUUUGUGCGGCUGGCCAACAUUGGUGUUCUCUUGUUUUCCCUGGGGACUCAAAUCUUAACCUGUGCUGACAAGUGUAAGGCAUGUGGAUACAAUCAUGAGCUCUACCCAUGCUGGGAAUCCCGAGUUGGACAGGAGAUGUAUAAGCUGAUGAUUUUUGAUUUCAUAAUCAUUUUUGCUGAGACAGUGUUUGUUCAUUUUCCUAGAAAGUUGCUAGUUACCUAUUGUUCUUGGAAAGUGAUUAAGUGGUGCGGGCUACAGGAAUUUGCAAUUCCUGAGAAUGUACUGGAAAUUGUGUAUGGGCAAACAAUCUGCUGGAUUGGUGCCUUUUAUUCACCACUUCUUCCUGCCAUAGCAACUAUAAAGUAUUUUAUCGUCUUUUACAUAAAAAAGAUAAGUUUAAUGCAUACAUGUAGACCUUCAUCGAGACCCUUCAGAGCAUCAAGCUCUAAUUUCUUCUUCCUGGUGGUGCUGCUGAUUGGACUUGUAUUGGCUUUCAUUCCUCUGGGACUCAGCAUGACACACAUCAACUCCUCUAAAGCUUGCGGGCCAUUCAUUAACUUUAAUCGUAUAUGGGAUGUUGUUCCACAUACAAUAGAUGGAUUUCCAGUAGCUCUGCGGAAGGUUCUUUAUGGCAUAGCUUCAGAAGCGUUCGCAGUGCCUUUCUUUAUGGUUACCUGCCUCAUUAUGUUCUAUUUCAUUGCCUUGGCUGGAGCACAUAAACGGGUUAUCGUUCAGCUCAGGGAACAAUUGAUUAUGGAGAGUCGUGACAAACUCUUCUUAAUCAGGAAGCUGACAGAAGCUCAGACGCAUAGUUGAAAAACCUCCAAAAGCAAAUUGUAUGUGAGAUGGGCUUUGAGUCUGAAACUUUACAGAACCACUAGAGACUGCAGACACAAACAUAACAAUCUGUAGCUUACAAGCUGAAUCACUAACUAGGGCCUUGAUCUGUCAAACCAUUUUCUGCAUGCUUAACUUUAAGAACACAGAUAAUCUUAAAUCUUCAAGGGGACUACUUGUGCUUAAAGCUAAGAAUAUGUGCAAUUGUUCUCAGGAUUGGGACCAUAAUGUGUCUAUUAUAUUAAUUCUGUAUAGAAACUCACUGAUAGGACUAUUUAUGCUGCUAGAGUUUAAGAUUGUCAUUGUUUACAUUAGACCCCUAUUUUUCAGGGAGUUCUACACUGCUGUAAAAAUGUGCUCUGAGCUGAAACUUUUCUCAGGAAGUGUGCUCUGAGCUGAAACUUUGCUCAGGAAGGAUCUUAAGCCAGAAACCAUGUGAAAUACCAGUUCUUCUGUUUAUAAAUUAUGCUGUAGGAGUAGGGAGCUGGGGGAAAAAUAGGAAUUGCUAGUUGUACACUUCUUUAACUAAGUUCUUUUAAAACUGAAGUGUUGGAGGCAUCUAAAUUUCUAUUCUGAACUAGCACAUUCGUGGGGAACAAAUAAAAUCUAUAUUCAUUUAAGUCGAUUUUUCUAAAUAUUUUUAGUAUGUUGACUUAGAACUUUUGCUUUGAAACCACUAUUAUGGUCAGUCUUGUGUAUGAUCUGCUGGAAAUUUGGUACUAAAUGUUUCAGAAGCAAAAUACAAAGAGAGAAUCUUGAGCAAACACUGGAAAAAAAGCCACUUGGGGUUAGAUCCUCAGUUGGUGUACAAAUUAGUGUAAUGAAACUGAAAUAAAAUGAGUCAAACUAAUUUAUACUAGCUGGGGAUCUAGCCCUUAUUUUAUGCCUGUAAUGUCCUAUUACUCAAACAAAAUGUCCUAUUUUGUUCUGAACAAGUUUAGAAUGUUGUUGUGCCUUUCUUGAUGAAUACUCAGGUGUACAUAUUUCAAAGCAUAUUAAUUGCAAUUUUGAAAUGCAGCAUUUGGAAACUUUUAUAUUUGUAUAUGCCAGUACCUCUUAAAUGAACUAUUUGUUCAAAUAUACAUGGAAUUCUAUUUCUAUAAGAAUAGUUUACAAAUAUUCUACCAGAUUUUCUGGUGGAAGAUUGUACUUCCAUUAUUUAGAGUUUCUGUAGUGUGUUGUAUGUAUGCGUAUGUUACUUGCACUCUGCAGAGGCUACGCCUGGACAUAGUAGUAAUAAAGUAUUUAUGCAAGCCUCUGGUAUAUUGUUAGUUUAUAACAGAGAUUCUGUAUCUUUAUGAAUGUUUAGUUUAAUUUUUUUUUAAAGUGCAUUAAACAACUCUGAAUUUUA
Molecule: messenger RNA, 3129 nt
Organism: Pelodiscus sinensis (Chinese soft-shelled turtle)
Lineage: Eukaryota; Metazoa; Chordata; Testudines; Trionychidae
Source: RefSeq, a predicted model, not a curated record